AUGGAGUUGGAAUUAACCUGCCCUGUUUGUUUAGAUCUGUUCCAAAGACCUGUCGUUCUGCCAUGUUCACAUAAUCUUUGUACACCAUGUGCCAGGAAAAUCUUGGAGCCUCACGGAACUCCCAAAGCCUGGGCCAAGUGGGUGAAAGAAAACCGAACCCCGGAGUACAAAUCUCAUUUAGACCCCAAUGUUAAAUGCCCAACAUGUCGACAGAGAAUUCCUGUUGAUCCGAUAGGGGUCGAUGGACUGGCGAGGAAUCUUAUUUUGGAAAAUGUCAUUGAACGAUUUAAGGAAGAAAGGAAAGCGCCAGGUAACAUUGUUGAUGAAAUGUAGCUGUGAUUUAUUCUACACUACAUUGAAUAUAUAUAUAUAUUUUUAGUGUUCCAUUUACAUAAGAUUCUACACCAUACUUUUAGCACGAAAGGUCGGUUGUGUUAUUUUAGACUCCGAGUUUGUUCAAAUGAAGUUAAAUAGCGAAAUUUUGAGUGAUGAAAUAUUUUCCCGCGAACAUAUUUUCGUAUCUUCAGGAAACAAAAAAACAAGACUUUUCAAAGCAAAGUGCCAGCUUGACUGUAACAACGUUCAGUGCACAGCCUGAAUGUUUGGAGUAUUUGUACAAUCAAAAAUGUUGAGAUGGAAUGUUUUCAUGCUAAACGGUCCUGAAUAGAAAUUCAGUCGCUUUUGGAAAGUGUAAAACAGAACUAUUAUUUUGUUUUUAAUAAUUGAUUUACAUUGGUUUUAUUCUGUUACAAGAGUGAUACACUAGUUAGUGUCAUUAAUUAUAUAACAUGAUAUGGUUCUUCCCGAAACUAAAAGUGAAACAUAGUUCAAAGGUAGGGAAAAGCGCCCAGGGGAAGAGGUUGCCAUCAGCGAUCUGGCGAUAAUUGUAAAACAUGCACAUAUUGGACUUAAGUUUGCAGUGAAAAAAUAGCCACUUCUCUAUGUCGCUUGCCGGUUCGAUUCUAAAUUGAAUGGCCAGUCUUAGGCCCUGUCCACGCUCGUUUGAAAACGCAUACAUUUCGAUGCGUUCAGGGCUACCUUCCAUACUAAUGCGCAGAGCGUUCACAUCGAUUUGAAAGUCCUAUUGAAAGUGAAUCAAAACGAAAACGCAUAAACGUAGUGUCAGUGUGUUCGGUCGGUAACGCAAAAAACGAAAACAAUAACCGAAAAAUAUCACAGGCGGGUGUGUUUGUAGCAUGCGCAUAGAGUUCAUCAUAACGUCACAACGUGCAAUGCUAUCGUUUUCGAACGUUUUAGUGUGGACAGUCGAAAGCGCAUCAAAACGGUAGUGUGGACGUGAAUCGAUCGUCCAAAACGCAUGCCUUAGUAUCCAAUCUGUACCUUUCAACUUUUGAUCAAGCAAGUUAUACAAUAAAACAAAGAACGGAAAAAAUCCCGGUAAGCUGCGUUGCAAUCUAGAAAGUUAGUGAUCCUAUUAAGGGAAAUCAGAAGUUUAGUAAAUGUUUAAUAAACAUUUUCUGAGCUGUACAAUAAAAGUUAAAAGAUUGAGUAGUCCCCUUUUUCCUGUGUGUUAAACACUGAGCAAACCGUUCGUUAGAUCCUGUCCACGCUAGGAAGAACAAGAACUCAGGAAAAUUGAAUGGCUUGACGAGAAACAAGGCGCGGCGUAACGCGAAGAAAGACACUUAACAGUAAUUCUGGGCUUGUUGUUACAUUGCGCUUAGUACAUUAAGGUACGUUAAGUUACAUUGCAUGACAUUCCAUUGUGCUAUGUUGCAUAACUCCCUUACAGGUGAAACACCCGAGGAGCCUCUCCUGUGUCAAUUUUGUGAAGACUAUUCUCCCCAAAGGGCUACUUUGUCGUGUAAUGAAUGUACGUUCAUGUACUGUGGGACCUGUUUUGACGCGUGUCAUCCCAGCAAGGGCCCUCUGGCUGAUCACUCCAUAGGCCCACCGGUAGCAAGGCCCGUAAAACGAAAAGAGACAAGCCUACAAUGCCAGCAGCACACUGAUGAAAAGUUAGCUUUGUACUGCGUUGACUGCAAGAUGCCUGUGUGCUAUCUAUGUAAAGAAUAUGCAAAACACAAGGGUCACAAGGUGGAACUGCUGGAGCCUGUUUUUAGAAACUCAAAGGUAAAAAGCUCCUAUAUCAUAACAGAGAGUUUUCUGGCUCCUGGCCUGCGUUGCAAAUGUGAUCAACCCCGGCUAGUAAGCCAAAGACUAUUAGACACCUGACGGACUGACGCAAAGGGAGACAAUCGUAUGACAGCUGACUCUCCCUCGCCCCCUUUAACAGGGCAACAAAAAGGUGGGGAAAUGAACGUCCGAAUAUCGAAACCCUUCCGGCCCUUGUCAAUCUCCUCGUCAAAUGCUACAACAUUAUAUUCAUUUUCACAUGUGAUGCUAUGCUACAGACUUUAAUUACAGUUUUUAUUGUCAAAAUUAGGAAGAAUUAGCACGGCUAUUGGGAACACUCACUAGGAAAAAUUAUCAAGUUCAAAAGUCAUUGCAGUCCUUAGAGGGCAUGUGCACUGUUGCCAAGGUAAGUUAACCUUAUUAAUAAGUCGAUUGGAUUAUAUAGCGAAAAGAUACAGUAACAGUAAAAUCACUCACAAUGGACACCAAGUUGCUUAGGUAAAAUCGAAAACAAGGAGAAUUCUACCAAGGAGUGUCUUCUAGACAGUCCUCGGUUUUUCUUGAUAAGUAACAAAUUCUCAAAAUGAGCGAGUUUACGCAAACGUUAAUUUCGAUCAACACCCUAUUUUGUGUCCACGUCUGACCCUCAAAGUUGGCUGAUCACCGAAAAAUAACUCGUUUGUAAAUUAUACACCCUAUGAAGGGCAGACUUGUGCGAAAUCAUGCACCCUCUUUAGGACAGAGAGGUCAAAAACCUACCCUGUCCUGCGACACAUCCUCGUAGAACCCCAACCACUACUUGCGCUUCAUAGACUCCCUCUCCAGCCGUAGGUGUCUCGAUGCGCCCGCGGGUGCUUCCCACCCGAGGGGGGUAUCGCGGUUGCAUCGAUCGAGAUACAGUUGAAACUUUUUGAAUUUAUAGAAAUCUGGUUGUGAUGUCGAGGCUCAUGUUAAAAGGGAAUGUGAUUCGUUAAUCGCCAUCAUGGAGAAGAAGAAAGUUGAGCUUCUAAAGCGUGUAACUGAAGAGUACCAGGAUAAACUGGACGAGAUUAACAAAGCUAUGCACCAGUGUGAACAUGUACUACUGCAAGGUGAUGGUUUAGCUGAGUUUACGCAAGAAGCUCUUAAGGAAGACAAUCCUGCUACAUUCCUACAGGUACGAUAUAAGAAGCCGUGUAGUAGGAACACGAACAUGACUCGAGAAUGGGUUGGAAAUCGACCCUGUGAGUACAUAAGUCAGUACACGUCAGAAAUACGCUAAAAAAGAAAUUCCUCAUCAUCAUCAUCAGUAUUGCUAUUAUUAUUUUAAAAUAAAAUUUCAUGUAGUUGAUUUUUACAGAGCCUAUGUUUUAUCAUCGCGAAAAAACUAGACGAAAAUGCUGGAAUGUGAAUGAUAAACGUAGUUAUAUGUACCAAACAACUGAAUUGCGUUUUGCGCUUGCUCUGACUGGUGGCUAGCUCAGAUGGAAAAGCAUUUACUAUGUACAUCAUAGCAACCGUUAGCGCUGACGAAGAAGAAUAUUGAGUUUUCCUCAUUAAAAUGACCUGGACGGCUGAAAAAUGUUAGGAAAUCAGGAAGGUCAAACAAUCGACAAAGCGGGGGCAAAUAAAUGAAAACCAAAUUAUUCCACUCUAAAUCGUAAUAGGUUAAUAUUUGUCAUAUGUUAUUUUGUAGACUGCCAGUUCUCUGAAGACGAGGCUGAAUCUUAUGCUAGAAACAAUCCGAAGUCUCCCCAGUGCCUCUUCCAUCACGCCGACCUUUGAUCACAUGGCAGUGGACGCAUCAUGGGAAAGGAAAGUUCUGAAGAAGGUCACGUGGCUUCAAAUACCAGGUAAAAGAAGCAUAGUCUCUUAAACUGUAGGGGUCGAAGUAACUAAAGAAAAAUAAAGAGUAACGUGAAAAUACCGUGACGCGAAUAGCGUUUGAAUAGUUAGGGUAAUUGUUUUCUGCCGUUGAUGAGAAUGGUGGAUUUUGCGACCAAUGGACUCUGAACAACACAGGUUCUUGGCAGAUUUUUGAUAUGUGGAUAUUACGAGGAUUUGCGCAUUCAAAAUAACUCUUUCUCAUGCGCCUUCCGAUUCUUAAACAGAAUUUCAAAAGUCACUUAGUAAAUUCCUAAGAAAUUAAUUUAGAAAUAGUUACACGAAUUGAGGUAUUAUUACUUUUAAAAGUGGUGUUUAAUUCAUCAGGCAGGCCAAGUUUCGUAACAUCUCAGUGUAAAGCCACAAACCGGACAGUCCAGUUGUUUUGGAGCCAGCCGCCAAACGCAGUUGAUGCCUAUUACUUGGAGGCCGAUAUUUAUCCACCAACCCGAGGCCCUAACGAAAAGGAGCACCAUGAAACGGUGCAACUGUCUGUAGGGAAAGCUUGUAAAUAUAUUCUGGAGUGCCCUCAUUACAACUCUAAGGUUACAGCUAGGGUCCGUGCGUCAAACAGAGCAGGAGAUGGACCUUUCAGUCAAGAAAUUACCAUUUAUACAGACAAAGGUAUUCAAAGAAAUUAAGCAUACUAGAAACAUUUACGCUUCUCGGGGCUGCGCAUGCCCAAUUCGCCACUUGAGAAACUCGUGAUAAGGAAACUAGGCCGAGUUAACUUUUGCAAAGACUUCUGGGACUGUUCCGACUAGAAACAGGGGGGAAGGGUGGGGGAAAUGGCCAAUAGCUGAUCAGAGUGUCCCCAGUAACGAUCCCAGAAAGCAUUGCAGGACACAUUUCGGCUCCAGUUCCCUUUUCGUUUCUAAAAUGGCGAAUGGUUUGACGGUGAUUUGUAGCCAUCUGUGGUGUCUUUUUCAUUUGCACACCAUAAAAACGAGUUCAUCUCCAAAUAAAUAAGGAACUUUUUAUCGGGAGAGAAUAUAAUGACUUUUUGAGCACAAAAAGACGAACUAUACGUCUUUCUGUUCUUGAUUACACAAGACUCAUAACCUUUACCAAAAUUCCGCCUUCCAAAAUAUCCCCGAAUUGUGUAAUUACAUUCACAAUGACAGAAGUAUUGUUAAAAGUUUCUUUAGUGUGCCCUACUGGUGUGCAAAUUGGACCAAACGGUCUCCAAAAAGUAAGACUAAGGAGUUCAGAAUGAAGUUAUUUAUGGGCGAUUUGUUUCAAAUUGUUAAAUCGUUGGACCGCACUUAUAAUGAGUUCCUUAGUUGUAAAUUGUAAUUGAGCUCUUAAGAACUCGUUUGAAUGUGUCCGUGCGUUCCAAAUCGAAUUGGAAUUUGGAAAUGUUGGUUUUUGACAAGAGGAGAAAACCGGAGUACCCAAAGAAAAAACUUCUCGGAGGCAUCGUAUCGUAGCCGAGCGGUUGGAUCCCCGAGUUCAAGUCCCGCCCUGACCGCUAGCUGGAUUUGUUCACGGUAGUCCCUAGUUCAAAUCCUCGACCAUGCUUGUAAAUAGCCAGCUGCUUUGCCUCCGGCCAGUUGGGAUUCCUUACCCUGUUAUGUUUGAUUUGAAUUAUUUGUUUCAGACACUUGCUCGGCCCCACUAACAUAAGUGCAAUAAAUACUGCCGAGGGUAAAUAAAGGAAUUACUUACUUAUUUUAUUUAUUUCGGAGGAAAAGAGAGAACCAACAACAAACUCUACUCAAAUAUGCGGUCGAUAUCGGGCUUCGCACCCCUAGGCUCCCUCGGUGGGACGAGGCGAGUGUUCUCACCAUUGCGCCACCCUUGCCGCCGCAUCAACACUGUACCCUGUUUUAACACUUUCCUUCUCAACAGGAAUUAACUUCACGCUGGAUCCCUCUUCAAAAUUUAAACGGGAGCUUGUAUUUUCUCGUGAUCUCUCUGUGGCAAAAUUGACAAGCCCAGUAAUCGCGAAUGUUACGGGUGACGUGGUGCUUUCAAGCGGUUGCCAUUACUGGAAAAUCCGGAUUGACCAGUUCGCUGGAUCUGCUAAUAAUGGAUUCGUUGCUGUUGGUGUUGCUAAAGAGUUGCAAGAAGGGACGCCGAUAGGUAAGAUGACAUAUUGAGAUUUUGAGAUACGCCUAAUUGCAAUAACGUUGUCUUAGAAAAAUGAAAAAGAAAAAAGCCAAAUAGGACUAAAUUAGCCUAAUUAAGCCACAUUCUCAGGGUGGAUUCAUUUGCAGCCGUUGUAUUCCCCCCGCUGGAACUUUUUUAAUUCUUUUUUUGCGUUAAAACAAUAGCAAUUUCCAACAGGCAAGUACGACGUCCAUUUCUGAUGCUGCACAUGUGCUAUGGCAUUGUAGUUGUCCUGUGAUCAUAAACAAACUUAGACCCUGUUUACAAGGAGUGGGGGACCCCGGUCUAGUGGGGUAAGUUUCUUUUGUUUUGUGUCCUCCAGAGCGUGAAAACAAAAGAAACCAACCCCACUAGACAGGGGUCCCCCACUCCAUGUAAACAGGCCCUUAGACGCCUUUAAUAUAACUACAGUCGAACCUCCAAUAACAGCCACCUCUCUACAACAGCCAUUUUUUUUGUUGUUGGAAAGUCUAUACAUUGACCAGGUGGCCAUUGUAGACAGGUUCGACUGCAUACUUCGCUUUUAACUACCCUCAAAAGGAAGGAUUCCUUUUUUUUUUCAAACUGACCAAUUUACAGGAAUCCAAAAAGAUUGAUCGCACUUCUUCAAUCGCUCAAACUCGUUCGUUUCUAUUCAAGGAAAUGACGGAAAUUCCUUCGCCUUACAAAUUUUUGAGAACACCACUUUAUGGUGCGAAAACUCUCACAAUCACCUUCAGACCAAGCAGAAAGCAAAAGACAUCAAAGGCAGUAACAUAGCGAUUCUUCUCGACUUGGAACAACAAACAAUGAACAUUUACUGGAAUGGCAGACUGCAGACGGACGACAGCCGCCCUGGCGGACCCUCCUUCGUAGGAGUAGUUGGCCCAGUUAAGCCGGCGUUUAGCGUGUUUGGAAGCUCUGUCCAGUUCAGUAUACUGACUGGUUUGGAAAAACCAACUGUUUCCACUGGUAAGAUAUGUAGUUUGGUAUCACUCUGUCCUCUGUCAGUCCAUAAUCCGGAACGAGCGACUGUUAUACUAUUGCCUUUGUCACGGCGUUUUCACCGACCGGUUUAUUUUUAGAUAAAUUUUAGAGCGCUUUUUCCCGCGAAAAUGGAAGCUCAGCUCCGUAAUCUUAGCUCAUUCGAUAUAAGAUAUAGAAAAUGAAAACUAGUAAGUCUGUAGGUUUUGCUGGCUGCUUUUGUGAGACCUAAAGGAUAUUCUAUAUUCGCCUCAAAAUCGUUCUGAAAAUAAAAUUGUCGGUAAAAACGUCGUGACACGAGUACACGUAAUUUUCUCACUGCACAGGUUAUGGGCUCCUGAUCCUGCUUAAUAAAAACGGAUGCGUAAGGCCCAAUGGACUAAUCAGAACAAAAAUGUUUGGCAAACGAAUGAGUCUUAAUUGGUUUUCUUAUUAACAAAUGGCAGCGCAACUUAGUGGAUGAGAUAAAAAGCAAUGACCUUAAUGACAAUUCAGAUAAGAGACUGGGAACCAGGUGUACAUCGAUACUAAACUGAAAGUUGUUGGAAAGGUGUUGGUAGCCAUCCCCCCUCCCUCUCCUACGCAUCAUUAUACUUGGACAGUUUGGUGGCUAGAUCAGGAUCGAUGAGGCACUUUUUCCAUAUUUAUUUAUUUAUUUAUUUAUUUAUUUAUUUAUUAAAUGAAAGAAUACGCAAGACUUGCUUUGGCUACUAUCCAUCGACUCACUGUGAAAUAUCCCUUUUUUUCUAGGUCCUCCUAUUAUCCAUCUCGAGGAAUGCAGUGUCGAAAACACCAAAAUCAACCUAGUGUGGUCUCCCCCUGAAACUGGUAAUGUGGACUGCUACAUUGUAGAGAUCGACACCCUUAACCGGGAGGGGGACAUCCACCAAGAGCGAAUUUUUACCAAAGUAUACCAAGGACCGCGCACUAAGUACACACUUAGAGGACUGGACUACAAUGUUACGGUUGUUGCGCGGGUCAAGGCACUGAAUACCGCUGGAGAGAGUGAACCUAGUGACGAAGUAUCACUUUCGACUGAAAAAGGUGCGGAAAUCUAUUUCUAGAUACAGUAGAACCUCAAUAACUUGAAUUAUCCCCGCUAAAUCGAACUAAAUUUUCUUUCCUCUGAUCAAAAUUUCACUGAAAUUCACUCCGAUAAUUCGAAUUGCACGCUAACUCGAACUGUUUUUCGUUUCCCCUUUUAAGGAGGUCUUAUUCUGAUAAAGUAAAAAAAAAAUUCAGAAAAGUUAUAUUUUUACAAUGGUCCGAGCUCGCUACAAACUAAUAAAAGAAAUGCACUUUAUCUAGAUGUCAAUGUAUUUAGCACGAAAGUGCUGAUUGGGGACACUACUUUUACGUCUCCUAAUGGAGACGGGACCGCCAUCUUACGUGGUCAUCCGAGCCACGCGAAGGUCUCGCCGGUUGGAGUGCAAAGAGAGUACCUCCAUUUCUCUGUUAUUUUAAGACCCUCAGUAAUGGUCCGGCCCAGGGAAUCGAACCCGCGGCCUCCCGCUCGAGUCUUUUUUCCAGUGAAAUGAUAACGGUCAAAAGACAUGAUGUACUCGAUAUUUGCUUUGCUUUUUUAGGUGUUAUGUUCAAACUGGAUAAAGAAAACCUGCAUGAAUCUCUGGACCUCAUCAGCGGAAAUCUUACAGUGAAACAGUCAAGUAUGGUUCACGCUAACGUGUUUGGAACAGCAUUCCUUGCUGAUGGUCGCCAUUUUUGGACGGUGAAAAUCGACAGCUUUAAAGGCGAAAACUCUUUCAUGGCAGUAGGUUAGUUUUCAGAGACCGGGUUAGUUGCAUCCAUGAAUUUUAUUUUCUUAGUGUUUAACACUGAUUUUCGAACAUCAAGCAAAAUUGGCUGGUUUUAUACUUUUGCGUGGGUGAAAUCUUGCCUCUUAUAUAGGUAUAUUAAAAUCAAAAACUAAGAAAAGUUCAUGCAUAAGUGCAUUAGUUUGUGUACCAUAAAAUAAGGUUUAAUUUUACGAUUCAGUUUAAUAGCAUCGUAAGAAGAAAAUUGUUCCACAUGUUCUCAGUUCUUAUGCUUGCAGUUAAGCUUGCAUACUUGAAUGUUGCGCAUCACUGAAGUGUAUAGGCAUAAAAAUAAGCAACUAAGUAGGUAAAACCUCGUGUUCGUCACUGAUCUGUUUGUCCGCCAUCUUAGAUUCAGAUUUGGCACCAGAUUUAGCCGCGCUAAAGGGCACUAAAACUUUUUGUGAUCUUACCUUCGCUUUCACGUAUUUCACAUUGCUUUCGUUUAUCUAAGAAUUGUGAGUUCUUACAAAUGCAUCGUACGCGAAAACCUGUCCUGCCUCAAUGAUGCUAAACUAAACUACAUGUAUUACCAUAACCACCGCAAUUAUGGAGAGACCUCUCGCCGCAACCCCCAAUACACAUCAGUUAAGUAUAAGAAACUCAGUGUAAACACGGAACACAUUGAUCAGCAUUUCUAGUCGUGUUUCUAUAUUGCCGUGGUUCUGUUCAGUAACAGAUCAAAGAAGACGUCAAAAUGUGGUAAAACAUCAGUGACACACUCGCCUUCGGCUCGUGUGUCGCUCUUGCGCGCCCAAAUUCCCCCUUCUUCCUUUCCUUUUUAAUUAACGCCUGCCACCCAGGCUAGAACCUGCUGAGCCAUGCUUUCAUAAGACUGAUGAAAACAUACCUAAGAGGCUUAUCUUUAUUUGCAGGAGUAGCUAAGAAAACUACGCAAGAGUCAAUUCCAGGGAAUACAUCCAGCUCGUACGCUCUCCAAGUAUUUGAAGGCACUACAGCUCGCACCGAAAACUCCAAACACAAGAUCCAGAUCAAAAAGAAAGCCAAAGACCUGAAAGAUAGCAGCUUUGGGGUUUUCUUGGACUUGAACAACCGUUUUCUAAACGUUUAUCAUGACGGCGAACUUCAAACGGACAUAAGUCGCCCAAAAGGUCCUAGUUUCAAGGGACUGAGCGGAGAGUAUUGCGCUGCUUUGUGUCUUUAUGGCACCAAAGUGGAGUUGAGUAUGGUCACUGGAAUAGAAACACCUUUGCCACCUGGUAUACAUCAACUUUUCUUUUGUCUUUUUUGUUCUGAAAAUGGCACUGGAUACAUAAAAAACUCUUUCUAUGAAAAUCAUAUUUCAAAAUUAAUAGCUCCAUGAAAAGUGACAGCGUCAAGGUUAUCUAGUUUGUUUUGCUGAUAUUGUCAAUUGAACGUCCUUAUUCGUAAUGAAACUUUCUGUUAGCGACGAAAUUUCUGGCAAGUUUCAAAACCACAGCUUCAUGCCAAAAGAAUAUGUCUCGCAAGGGCUAUAUCAAACGUUACGGACAACAAAAAUGAACUAGUUGGAAAAAAUAUUAGGCUAAGCACAAUCAAAAACCACAAUUGCAACCGUUUUAAUCUUCUUCAAGUUUGUCCAUCCGCGCCUUCUUUUGUAAUUGUUGUGUUCAGUUCUUAUAUUGUUAUUUUUAUGUUUCACUCAAUUUGGUAGCAGUUCAGUCCCAGACUUAAUAUCGAUUAAUAUGGUGGCAUAGCUCCUUUAAAGUUUACUCUUGAAUUUUAUAUUAUUAUGAACUCUUUCUUAAUCGGCUUGGGUGUGACAGUCUACAAAAGAACCCUUAAAAUGAUCGACUUUUCUGUAGACUAUUUAACAAUUAUUCCUCGAUCUGAGUCAAUAGCCCAUGAGGCUGAAGGCCGAAUAUGCUACUGACUCAGAGGUCAUGAGGGCGAAAGGAAUAAUUGUUGAACUAAAAUCCAACUAGUUGGUCAACAAUAUCAAAACAAAACAACUUUUUAAAGCUAGACUUUAAUCCUUUUUUGCCGCCAAGAAGCCGGGCUCUUUGAUAAUAGACCGCACUAGUUGGAUUUUACUAACACAUAUAGGAUAGCUGUACCCAUGAGCCACUGUGUGCGGAAAGUCUACUGUUGAGUAUAAUGAUGUACAGGAUAAUAAAUUCUAACAUAUCUCAUCAACUUAUAUCAUUUUACAGUACAUUGAAUGAUAUCUGUAAUAUCAGCUCAAUUGUAGCUUUGUCUAGCACCACGCACACAUAAAUCAGAGGUCAAUAAUCCCAUCUAUACAUUUUCUCUGCCUCCCGGUUUGUCUUGUAGAUCCGCCAUCAUUUAACAAGGGCAGAUGUAAAGUGAACAACACUACAGUUCUACUAGGUUGGCUACCUCCAGAAACCAAGUGCUGCGUAGAUUAUUACGUACUCGAGGUGGACAUGGUCAAAGCAUCCGAAUUCGCUUGGCACAAGAAAAAAAAUCGCAAAUUUAAACGACUCUACGAGGGUUCCGCGCGAGAAUAUGCGUUGUAUAGCGUGCCAUAUAGCGUGAAGAUCAUUUCACGCGUGUUUGGAGUCAACCCAGCCGGUGAUGGAACUCCUAGCGACGAAUUUGUGAUGUCUACGCCAAAGGGUAGGUAAUUUGUACGUGGUGAGGUCAUCUAAUGGUUAAUAAGGAAUGAAUGACGAGGAAUAAGCUGCUUGUAUAAGGAGGACCUACCAAUAAGUCUAAAACGCAAGUUGUUAUAAUGAAAGUCAUACAUCUUUGCUUGAGACAAAUCGCGGAUGAUACUUUAAUCUUGCACAGACUUGAGAUGCUUGGUCUUGUCAUAGUUAAUAGAGUGGAAUGAUUAGGUAGCCCGGUAGAUUCCUUUGAUAUGUGUUCAAAUGUCUUCUCUGUGCACAACAUUCGAUAGAUCAUUCGAUCAUUUUGAUGUAAUUGACCAUUUAUUAAUUCCUUAACAAUUCGUGAACAAAAAAACCCAAUGGAUUGUGCACCGUCAGGGUAGCUCCUAAGAUGAACAUAAACUGCAGCACUGUUGUUAUUAUCUUUGAUGUUUGCCACCUUACAAAACCAGCCUCCACUGCAAACUCUGGUCUUGUCUCUUGUCUUAACUGUAACCGCUUUAUAACACAACUGUGUGCACCAGAUUUUGAAUGGGGAUAGGGCCCCAGUAGUGAGGUUAAAUUCUCGUUGAAUCCCAGUAGAAAAGAAGACAGAGAUAACGGUCAGCUCUCUCUAGGACACGGAACACCCUUGAGACCGGCACUAAGUGACCGUCUCAAAAAGAUGUCCGUCCUAUAGAGGGUCAAAUAAAGGGAUAAGGAAAGGUAGGGACCAACUCUAGGUGUCCGUUUUAGCGAGGUGUCUGUCUUAUAGAGGUCUCCGUUAAGAGAGAGUCGACUUUUGUGAUAAAGUUAAAUUGUUUUCCAGGGCUUUAUUUUCAACUGAAUCCUUCAUCAGCAAACCAUGAUUUGGAUCUGGCCAAUGAAAACUGCACAGUGAGUCUAAAGAGUCCCGUGUACACCUACAUUUUGGGAAACGUCAAGUUAGACUCCGCCUGCCAUUAUUGGAGAAUUCACGUGGAUGAAUUUAACGCUCAUAACAAGCUCUCUAUCAUCGGUAGGCAGACUUUAAACUUUAAUGUCACCGGGAAACGGAAACCCUAACCUGGGAAUGCUUGUUUAUCCUUUCCCGAUCUUCCUACUAUACUCAGGCCGGGGCUAAUGAUAGUAGCUGUAGUUGACUGCGCAUGACAAAACAUUGGCCUUUUUAAUGCUUGAGACGGGCAUGAAGUGGCAGAUGCAUUUAACGUCUGAGACGUUCAAGUCGUCUAGUGGUUUAAAAACGGGACCCGUAAAAGUAGACGACAACAUUGAAACAAAAAAACAGAGUUUUCUGGAAAAACAGCCUUGCUGGCCGUUUUUUCACGAGGGCACAAAUGCAUUCCAAUUUUCAGUGUCCCGUUUUCAUACAAGGCGCAUUGAACGACUGAGACGUUAUAGCCAUCAAACCGCGUUAAAUGCGUCUUAUCUACCGUUUUCCUACUAGUUAAAGUCGUCUUACCAGCAUGAAAACAGCGAUUGCAAUUAGGAGUUCUACGAUUAAAGUUUUUAACAUCAUAACUUAAGGGCCUGAAUUCAAACGGCGAGAAUUGUUGUCCUCAAAAUUAUUAUUUUUAUUGGAUGGUACCGUUAGGCUCCAUGCUUACUAAGAGUCUGGAGUCAUAGAAUCAAAGACCUAACCCAGCACAACACUCUGUAAUAUCAGUUUGCUUUUUUUUUUUGCUCCCGCUCUAACAACUCGACUGGAAACACUUGCUACGCAGGCUAAGUUUGCUUUGACCUUUGCCUUUGAUCCUUGCUCGCCAGGAUUCCUUGAGCGAAUAAUUAUGGUUGCCCCCUCUUUCAAUACAAACACAACCACACGUCUCCUCCAGCAAAUGUAACCUGUGCUGUUUGCCUCUCUCUCUGCACAGGUGUUGGUAUUGCUCGUCAAGCUCUCGAGGAUCCAAUACUAGGAGAAGAUUCUGAUUCUUACGCCGUGCAGAUCAACGAACAUCCAAAUGCAUCAUGCUCCAACACUAAGAACCGGCUUCAAAUCAAGAGGUCAUCCAAACAACUUACUCACGCAAAUAUAGGCGUGCUACUGAACUUGGAUGAGCACUUUCUAAAUUUGUACCUCAAUGGUAAGAUUCAGUUUAUCUGGGUUGUGGCGGCUGAGGUAGGGUGGGGGGGGAGGGGUAAGGUAGGAGGGGGAGUCAGUAGUAGGGUGAUGUAUUUGAUUUGGUGCCUCUGCACCCGGAAUUUUCUGGAGCAGGAGCCUAUGAAAAUGGAUUUUUCAAAGUUUCCUACUCUCAAGUUGAUAUACUACCAUACACUCGCUUGAGGGUUUUUUUAAAAGCCCUUUUUUUCAAAUUACUUACGACAUUUCUCUUUCCUCUAUUGGUCUUGGACCGCAAUUGUACGCCUUGCAUUGGCUCCUUUAAUUUUUCUGUUUACUCGCAUCGUCCCGAAAUUACCAAGUUUAAAUACGUGCCGGCCAUAUAAAGGAGUCAAUGAAAGACACGGAUGCCAGCUUGUCUUUUUUUCAUCCAGGGAUGUUACCUAGUAAGGUUUUGUUCCCAUUCUUCAUUUUCCUGUUCCCUGCGUUCUCGUUGCACGCUCCCCGUUUUAGUUAUAUCCCAUCAUCUAGAGAGAAUAGCUCAUUUUGUCUUGCAUCAUCUUAUCUUUACAUCCUGUAUUCUCCUUUUUCAUCAGGGAAACUCUUGACUGAUCCUUCCAGACCAAACGGACCAACAUUUGUGGGUAUAAUAGGAGAGUUCUAUCCCGCUCUAAGUCUGUACGGGACUAACGUCAAACUCACGGUUCACACUGGAGAGUCCUACGAUGCUUGAACAGGAUUAUUCUAAAUCGAAAUCAUUGCACAUAAGGUUUACGGG
Porites lobata is the source of this 14238-nucleotide messenger RNA. The record is from the annotation of a GenBank genome assembly. NCBI's taxonomy places the organism in Eukaryota, Metazoa, Cnidaria, Anthozoa, Scleractinia, Poritidae.